AUGAAUGUGGAAUUCUGUGACAAAUUCUCCAUUAAUCAUUAUCCAAUGCUCUUUUGGGCCCCUCCCAGGAAGUUCGUUGGUGGAAGCUGGGGACCUAAACUAGAUAAAAGUGAGAUUAUCGUGAUGGAUGAUUGGCGCACCUCUGAUCUUUUGCUAAGCUGGAUUAAUAAGCAGAUAGGCAGUUCUUAUGGCUUGGAUGAUCAGAAAUUUGGAAAUGAGCAUCUCUUGCCAAAUAUAUAUGACCACAAACAGAUUUCUCAGGCUUUAUAUGACAUUGAGGAAGCAACUGAAGAAGCUUUUGAUAUUAUUUUGUCACAUAAGGCAAUCAAGUCAUCUGAAACAAGUUCUUCGUUUGUCAGGUUCCUACAGCUUUUAGUGCCACAUCAUCCUUCAAGAAGAUGUCGUAAGGGAAGUGCUGAAAUUCUCCUGAGUUUUGAUGAACUGUGCCCCUCAGGCGCAUGCUCUUAUGGCCAUGAUUCUGCAGUGAAUAAUACCCUACGAAGCUUCCAUAUAUGUGGAAAGUAUCUUCCGCGUGGAUAUUACAUGUUUUGCCGUGGCAGCAAGAAUGAAACUAGGGGGUUCAGCUGUGGAUUAUGGAUCAUGAUGCAUUCACUUUCGGUGAGGAUUGAAGAUGGAGAAAAUCAGUUUGCGUUCAGGGAAAGAUAA
Eruca vesicaria subsp. sativa (arugula) is the source of this 666-nucleotide messenger RNA. The record is from the annotation of a GenBank genome assembly. NCBI's taxonomy places the organism in Eukaryota, Viridiplantae, Streptophyta, Magnoliopsida, Brassicales, Brassicaceae.